This is a messenger RNA of Daucus carota subsp. sativus, 1559 nucleotides long. RefSeq names its product protein TUNICAMYCIN INDUCED 1. The record is from RefSeq and is a predicted model, not a curated record. Lineage: Eukaryota; Viridiplantae; Streptophyta; Magnoliopsida; Apiales; Apiaceae. The transcript is spliced from 3 exons. The coding region runs from base 103 to 1392 and encodes 429 amino acids.
ACAAACAUAACCUAUACCAACUCAAUAAAGAAAACAAUUUGUGUAGAAACUUCUGGUGAAAUUGAAAAAAAGCUUCAAUCUUCCUCCUUCCAAACAAUAAAAAUGGGUCUCGAGAUCAGAAAAUCGUGUAUUUUUAUUGUUUUGGCAAUCCAAUUUUCGAUUUCUACGGCUCUGAUUUCAUCUCCGGACGUCAAUCCCCCCUAUCCUAAAGCCUUCUCCGAUUUGAAGGAAGUGAUUGUCAAAGGUUUAGGAUUUCAGGCUGAUGAUUUUAAGAUAACUGGAUUUGAUUUGAGGGAUACGUUAGUGGGUCGAUCAGUGGCUUAUGAAUUUGACGUGGAGAUUGAUAAUACGCUUCUUCCUGUGAAGCUUAUUGAGGAUGUCAAGAGGUGGGAGUAUGUGGAUUUGCCUAUUUUUAGAGUGGUUAAGGGUGAGGUGAAGCCUGACCAUGAGAAUGCAUUGGUGGAAAGACGAAAUUUAGAUGAUGGGUUGCCUGAGUUGGCUCCGUUUCAGUUGGCAGGUCCAAUGGAGCUCUGGAUUCAGGAUGCUAAGGACGUCAGGCUCUCGUUGCCGCAUGAUGUUGAUGCCGGGGUGCUGAGGAAAGUAAUUUUAGCUGAUGGUGCUGUGGUCACUGUCAAGGGUGCACGUUCAGUUAGCCUGCGCCACCCUCUUGAGCUUCCGCUUCCUUUCAACCAAUCUCAAAAUGGUUUUGCCUCGGGUCUUUUGGCUUUGGCUGAUCGCCUCCGCCAUGCUUCCCGUUCCGAAGGAGAACCCCUCGUUUCUCUCCGCAUUGUUGGCCCUACAUCUCUAUCUUCUCCUACAUCAUCAUCAUCUUCUAACAAUAGGCUUAAGCUGAAGCGCCUUGCUCCUGGCCUGGUGGAGCUAUCAUCUGCUUCCAAAAUGAAAGCAAUUGAAACUGUCUCCAACAUUGAUCUGCAAGAAGACGUCCCUACCCUUUUGACGCCAGACAGAUUUGCGACAUUGUGGCCAUUAACUUCAAUUAAUGGUUCGAACGCCAACCUGCUUGGUUUUGAGUCACUUCUCUCCUCUGUUCUUGGUUCAAAAGCUUCGAAGAAAGGUUCUUUUAAGUUAACCAAGGCAGAUGUGUCAGCUCAGACAUAUGUAAAGAUAGGUUUUGAGGUUGAAAAAAAACUACAAGAAGCAGAUGGUCUCGACUUGAGCAGUUUUCCAGAGUGGAGAACAAAGCCUGAGAAUCUGAGGAUGCAUUUUGAGGUAUUAGGGAAGAUUGAUGGGGACAAGGUGGUUCCUGAAAGAGUAGUGCAGAUCGACCCUCUUGGUAUUGAGCAUUCUGUGUCACCUGAUGUUCUCACAGGGAAUACAACAAUGUCAAAGAUGCCCAUUGUUCAUCCCCCUCCUAAUCCGUUCGCCUUAUAAUUUUUGGCGGGAACCAUUUUGUAUAAACAGAGUGUUGAAGUGUAAAAUGUUCAUCCUCUGGUUCUUUUGGGAACCUUGGAUAUUCAUAUACAUGGAAAAGUUAAAGUACAUCAGUUUGUAAAUAAUAUUAAAAUGAAAUUACUUGAGAUUCUCGAGUCUAUGAACUA